Messenger RNA from Arachis ipaensis, 1460 nucleotides. NCBI's taxonomy places the organism in Eukaryota, Viridiplantae, Streptophyta, Magnoliopsida, Fabales, Fabaceae. The record is from RefSeq and is a predicted model, not a curated record.
CCCUGUAGUGGAUUAUGUGUAUAGUGGUGUGUCUAUAUAUACCGCGUGAGGCUGUAGCGGAAAUCAUUUGAGUUAUUUUGGAAAGAAAGUUAGGGAGAGAAAGUAGAGAGAAGGGAGAGAAAAUUUAAAAUAUUUGAGUGGUUUGGAAGAAUGGAGGAUGAACGGCGGUUGUACCGGCUCGACGGCGUUGCUCACGUAGCCGGAACCAUCGAUGCAGAGCCAACCCGAUGUGUGUAUAGCGUCCGUAGGCAACAGAAUAUGCCGUUACAGGAUAGGAUCAUACCUUACUUAGAGAGGGCUGGGUUGUACCACCUGGCUAGGCUGAACGCGCAUUGGUUCUGGUUGGAUGAACCUCUGGUCAGCGCAUUUAUUGAGAGGUGGCGGCUUGAGACCCACACUUUCCAUAUGCCAUUCAGAGAGUAUACUAUCAGAUUGUUUGGGAGCCUUACGCUUCGCUGGACAUACUGGCAGUCAUCCAUCCGGAGAUACUGAUCGAGGAGCACAGCCAGUUAUGGCGGGCUGUCACCAGCUUGAUCUACUUUGCAGUUAUUGAGUGGCAUCAGGUAGACAGGGUCUUCUCACAGCUAGGGGGCAUACAGCAUUUGCCUGAGCCAGUGCUCAACAUAGAGUAUCUUCAAAGUAAGGACUGCAGGGGUGGACUGGCGCUGGCUAGAUGACAUGAUGCAGGAGGAGCACGUUGGUGGUGAUGACGGAGGCCAGGCAGAUCAUCGCCUUCGUCGAUCUUCUGCUAGACGACGGGCUGCUCGUGGUGGAGGAGCACCUCCCGUCCACCACGAUGACGAGGCAGGAUCGUCCCGUUAGCACCCUACAGACGCUCAUGCUGGUGGCACCGCAGAGGCUAGUAUGGGUGGUACACUUUUUACCCACGUAUCUAGCUCUCAGGUACUACAUGGGUGUAGCACACAGCUGUUAGCCGAUCUUGCUACCACUUCUUUCACCAUGGAUUUGGACGAUCAGUUGGGUGGACCCCAGUUCUAUGCGGAUUUUGCUGAGAUCAUACGGGGUGACGACGUUCAUCAGUACCAGAGCCCGAUUCCAGGCGGCCCUUCAGACCCUACGGAGUAUAGGCCACAGCCAGCGGAUAUGGCUGAGACCCAGGUUCCUGAGACCCAGCUCCCGGUCGACUUGAAUGAGCCUGCAGGCAGCCCGUACGACACUUGGUUCGGGAUGGGGGGACGCCACCAUCUGCAUUUGGAGUUGGGGCACAGGAGGCUCGGCUGGGAGAUCGACGAGCGGCUAGGGUUAGGCGUCCGACUCGAUGUGGCACAGUCUCGCACCUACUUGGUCCAUUCGGAGGCGACCAUGAUGUUGACGGUGACCAGCAGUAGCGUCCGACUCUCUUAAUUUCCGGCAGUUAUCCAUGUAUGAAUUAUGACUUAUUUAUUUUCUGUUAGGGUUAACGACUUGUGACAGUUAUAUCUGUAUUAGUUAUGUAGUAG